AUGAAGUUCCUCGCUACCAGUGCUACUCUCGCCUUGGCCCUUGCCGUCUCCGCCCAGGAAGUAGCCUAUGAUGAUUCCACCGGUGACGCUGCCGCUGCCAACGAGAUUCUGACCGAAGUGACGACCGACAUGGAAACCCUCGACAGCGCCAUCAAAGCUUAUCAAGGAGGAGACCCGUCGCCUUUGAAGGCCUUGGGCGAUGAGCUGGUCAAUACCAUCAACGAUGGCACAGAUAAAUUCUCCACUUUCAGCGUCUUUACUACGGAGGAGACUUUGAGCCUGGAUGAUCAGUCUUCGGCUCUCAACGCCAAGGGGAAGGCUCUAUUGGAUGAUAUUGAUGCGAAGCUGGAGAUAUUUGCGGAGGUUGGCAUCUGUCAGCAAGUUUUGACUGGUGUUACUUCGUUGGCAAGCCAUGCUUUCCAGGUAGCUUUCGUGGCCAAGCUGCCUGAGGAAAUUGCUGGUUUGGCCAGUCCCUACAUCGAAGAGUCGGUUCAGGCCUUCGAGGCGACUGCGGCGAACCUGCAAGAGUGUGCAGCCACCUCUCCGUCGAAGACCAACGACACUCCCACUGGUAUUCCCACAGGCGUUCCCACAGGCGUUCCCACUGGCGUUCCCACUGGCGUUCCUACAGGCAUUGCCACCGCCACCGCCACCGCCACCCUCCGACUAAACGGCACCGCUGGAUAUCCCACCGCUAGUGUAACCCCUGUGGUUACCGCUGGAGCAGCCCUCAUGGGCGUUUCUACCAAAGUGUUCGGCUUGGCUAUGGCGAUUUUCUUUUUUGUCUUUGAAAACAAUGAAGUGUGGUGUGACGGAGUGGAAGGAUAUGAACGGGACUAA
This is a messenger RNA of Pseudomassariella vexata, 840 nucleotides long. RefSeq lists its product as uncharacterized. Bases 1 to 840 code for a protein of 279 amino acids. Gene Ontology annotation, cellular component: extracellular region. NCBI's taxonomy places the organism in Eukaryota, Fungi, Ascomycota, Sordariomycetes, Amphisphaeriales, Pseudomassariaceae. The transcript is spliced from 3 exons. The record is from RefSeq and is a predicted model, not a curated record.